Oncorhynchus masou masou (cherry salmon) is the source of this 1532-nucleotide messenger RNA. Its product is annotated as transcription factor COE3-like. Gene Ontology annotation, biological process: regulation of transcription by RNA polymerase II. Lineage: Eukaryota; Metazoa; Chordata; Actinopteri; Salmoniformes; Salmonidae. The record is from RefSeq and is a predicted model, not a curated record. Gene Ontology annotation, molecular function: DNA-binding transcription factor activity, RNA polymerase II-specific; RNA polymerase II cis-regulatory region sequence-specific DNA binding. The transcript is spliced from 15 exons. The annotation marks the transcript as partial.
CUCCUCCGGGAUAGAGGGUUGAGUUUUGUAUGCUUCCAUCCCAUUCUGCAAGACGCUAAAGGCCUCUCAUCAACCUCUCCUGUGUCCAGGAACACCGCCAUAGUAAUCAUUUCGUUUAUUUUGUCUUUUGGAGCUGGAGCGCAUUGCCAGAAGUGGUCGAUUCAACUGAAGCUUUUUUGUUGUUGUAAAUGCUUGUUGUAUGAUGACUCCAGCUUGAGGAGCCAUCACCAAAAACAAAAAAAAGUUUUCUUCAAACGCAUUUCGAAUAAAAACUUGAAUAAAACAGAUGCAACUACAACCAUAUCCUGCUAUUUGAACGACUUCUUCAACGACUAGGAUCACGUUCCAACCAGCUACCGAUAUAGACUACAGUAACCCACUCUGUGAAUUGUUCAUGUCGUGCCAACACAGGACGGGCUCAAGGAGACAGGACUUGUGAACUCAACUGGGACUUUUAUUUCGUUCUACACGUUUUAACUACAACAAACUUAUUUUACUGUUAUUUGUCAACCGCCAAGAAGGAAAGAUUGCUCUUCAACAACUACCUUCCUAUUAUUCUCAUUUGGCUGGAGCGGGUUUGUACGAAACUGUUUUAAUGUUUGGAAUUCAGGAAAAUAUAGGCUUACCUAGAGGAGGGACGACAAUGAAAGAGGAACCGCUGGGCAGCGGGAUGAACUCGGUCCGCUCGUGGAUGCACACAUCUGGGGUAGUGGAUGCGAACACAGCCGCCCAAAGCGGUGUGGGUUUGGCUCGGGCACACUACGAGAAGCAACCACCGUCCAACCUCAGAAAAUCCAACUUUUUCCACUUCGUUCUUGCGUUGUAUGACCGACAAGGACAGCCGGUGGAGAUCGAACGGACAGCCUAUGUGGACUUUGUGGAGAAGGACAAAGAACCAAACAGUGAAAAAACUAACAAUGGGAUUCACUACAAACUCCAGUUACUGUACAGCAACGGUGUCAGAACAGAACAGGAUCUUUUCGUACGAUUAAUCGAUUCCAUGACAAAACAGGCUAUUAUCUAUGAAGGUCAAGACAAAAACCCAGAGAUGUGCCGAGUGCUUCUCACACACGAAAUCAUGUGCAGUCGGUGUUGUGAUAAGAAGAGUUGUGGCAACAGGAACGAGACUCCUUCAGACCCCGUUAUCAUCGACAGGAGACGUCCUGAAUGUGUCUCCCGAGACGUCCUGAAUGUGUCUCCGUUAGGAGACGUCCUGAAUGUGUCUCCCGUUAGGAGACGUCCUGAAUGUGUCUCCCGAGGCGUCCUGAAUGUGUCUCCGUUAGGAGACGUCCUGAAUGUGUCUCCCGAGAGCGUCCUGAAUGUGUCUCCCGAGAGCGUCCUGAAUGUGUCUCCGAGACGUCCUGAAUGUGUCUCCCGAGGCGUCCUGAAUGUGUCUCCCGAGGCGUCUGGGAAUGUGUCUCCCGUUAGGAGAGCGUCCCUGAAUGUGUCUCCCGAGAGCGUCCUGAAUGUGUCUCCCGUUAGGGACGUCCUGAAUGUGUCUCCCGUUAGGAGACGUCUGGAUCAUGUCUCAC